AUGGAUCGCAAACUUCCAAAAGUGGAUGGAAGAAAAACUUCCAAAAGAUUAUUCUACAUUGGGAGUGCUUAUCUUCGAAUGGGCAUUGAUCAUCGACCGUUAUCCAGAUCCAGACACAAACAUCUUAAUAACAAUGAUCAUUUCACGCCGCUGCCGUUUACAUCGCUUACCCCGUCUAGGUCAUUGGAGGAAGAAGAUAAAGUCAAAUUAGCAAAUAGUGGUGACACGGGCAUUAUUAAAGUUACAAAGAUUAUGACGAGUUUACAAAAUGCUGUGGUGUCACGUGAUAAUAUAGAGGUGGUAGUUGACUAUAGAGAUGAUAUGAAUAUAACUGAUAAUAAAACAAUCAAAAAAAGCAAGGAUAACGAUGAUAUAAUUAUGAAUGAUGCAGAGUUUAUUGACAAGGAUGAUACUAAUAAUACUAACAAUAUUCCUAAUGACAAAAAAGAUGAUGACAAUACGAUUGGCAUGGUUGAUGUCUCAAAUAGUCAGAUUUCAAAGGAUCAUAUUGAUGCUAGCAUGGAAAUUGAUAUUGUAACCAAUAAUAGUAAAAAAAAGGGAAAAAACGUCGUGCAAAUAAGUCAUUAUUAUAAGACACGGAAAUCGAGUAGGAAUUCGAAAAACUUUAACAAUUCAAACGUACAGCAAAAAAUUGAAGCGAAUAAAGACGAUAAGAUUGGUAAUAGUAAUUAUUACAUGAAUUCUUCAAUAUAUGAAUCAAGGAUAGGAAAAAAGGAGGUCUUCGUCGAGGAAAAGAGUGAAAUUAAUCACCAAGAUGAUGAGGAAUUAACACAAAAUGAACACCAAGGUCAAGAAGCUCAAAAAGAGCACGGAAAAAUAGAACAAAAGCAAAAGGAAGAUGGCAAAGGUGAAACUGUGACAAAUCGAGGUGGAGAAAUCGUAACGGGCGAAGUAUCACGUUAUGGAUUACGACCAAGAAAAAAAGCAGAAACGAAAAUACAAACGACUGGUUGA
This is a messenger RNA of Ambispora leptoticha, 975 nucleotides long. The record is from the annotation of a GenBank genome assembly. NCBI's taxonomy places the organism in Eukaryota, Fungi, Glomeromycota, Glomeromycetes, Archaeosporales, Ambisporaceae.